Lodderomyces margitis is the source of this 1356-nucleotide messenger RNA. RefSeq names its product Bud22p (gene BUD22). Gene Ontology annotation, cellular component: 90S preribosome; nucleus. The coding region runs from base 1 to 1356 and encodes 451 amino acids. The record is from RefSeq and is a predicted model, not a curated record. The transcript has a single exon. Gene Ontology annotation, biological process: maturation of SSU-rRNA. NCBI's taxonomy places the organism in Eukaryota, Fungi, Ascomycota, Pichiomycetes, Serinales, Debaryomycetaceae.
AUGUGGAAAUUGGACUUACUAGAGGCCAAGUUUGAGGAUGUGUCUCCUAGAUACCCCCAUACGAAGAAAUUGUUAUUUGCAUUGAACCAUAACAACAAGUUGGCAAAGAAACUACCGACAACCAAAGCAGAAGCACAAGAGGAAAUCAGAACACUCAAAGCUCGAUACUUUGAACAGAAAUAUCAUUCUGGGUACACUAAGUUGGAUAAGGAGGUUAAAAAGUUUAUUAAGCAAAAGGAAGCUCCGGAUGUGUUUGUCCAAGACGACUUUAUACAACAAUUAAUAACUGCUAAAUUGAUCAAAUGCAUAGCGUCAACAGUCUUGACAAGCAAGCAAUUGAAAACGAACCCACCUCAGUACAUCCCCUCCAAUAUUGGAGAGUAUAUUACCGACAAGUCCAGUCCGUUUAAUCCGUCUCACUUUUUUGUACAGUAUUGCCAAAAUUCUAAAGAGGUGAAUAAUUACUGCUCAAACCUUUGGAAUAGCAAAGCUGUCAAAUCGAUUAUGAAUGAUAUAGAGUGGAGCUUCAAGAUGGUAAGGGGUAACUUAUCCAAACAAGAUUUUGAAGAGAGGAGGAAGCAAACGGGUAAAACUGUUGACGAUGAUAACUCGGAUGCUGAAGACGAGAGCGCGUCAGAAGAAGACUCUAAAGAGGACGCCGACAAGGAGUCUGAAAACGAGGACAGAUUAUCAGCAUUUGAUGGUAUGGUGGCAGAAUCUGACCAAGAUGAUGACGAUGACAACAAUGGUGCUCUAGAUCCAAAUAUCAACUACAAUGAGGUUACCGACGAGGAGCCUUCAGAAGCUGCGAGUGAUGAAUCAGACUCAAAUCUGGACUCCGGUGACGAUUUUUUCGAAGAAGAGCCCCCAAAAAAGAAAUUAAAAACAAAUUCCAAGGAUGACUACAACUUGCCUGAACUAGCUCAAGGUUACUACUCCGGUGGUUCAGACGAUGAAAGUGACGAUGUCGACAAUGAUGAAGUAGUAAAGUCAAUCACUCAACAACGGAAAAAUCGAAGAGGCCAAAGGGCAAGACAGAAGAUUUGGGCUCAGAAGUAUGGUAAAGAAGCCAAACACAUUGUCAAGGAUAGAGAGCGUAUUCAAAGUGAGCGUGAAACAAGACAACGUGAGUAUGAAGAGAGGCAGAGAAAGAGGGAAUUGAAGGCGCAGUUAUUAGCUGAAAAGCAACAACCAACUGGAGCCAACACAGAACCUUUAGGUGAACGUAAAGCUAGACUGCUGGUUACACCACCUACCGAGGAUAAAAAGAUUCAUCCAUCCUGGGAAGCAAAGAAACUAGCUGAAGAAAAAUUGAAAAACGUCAAGUUCCAAGGUAAGAAGAUUACUUUUGAUUAA